Chenopodium quinoa (quinoa) is the source of this 1429-nucleotide messenger RNA. RefSeq names its product putative nuclease HARBI1. The record is from RefSeq and is a predicted model, not a curated record. The coding region runs from base 1 to 1365 and encodes 454 amino acids. Lineage: Eukaryota; Viridiplantae; Streptophyta; Magnoliopsida; Caryophyllales; Amaranthaceae. The transcript has a single exon.
AUGAAUUCAAACAGUUUAAACGAAAGCUCAACCGAUUUCUCUUCAUCUUCAUCUAACUCGGAUGAUGAGGGAAGGGAGCUUAGAGUUCAACAACGUAAUGAAGUGUGUCUUAUGAUACAACACGUAAUGCAUGAGUACAUUCCACCAAUUAUUCAAGCUGUCACUCAGCAACGCCGACGCAAAUCUACUGAGCCCCGAAAGGAUAGGAGACGCGAAGAAGGUCAUGCACGGUUAUACAAUGACUAUUUCGCGGAAGUCCCAGUUUAUCCAAGUUCCUUGUUCCGGCGCCGGUUUCGAAUGCGUAAACAUGUGUUUGAGCGCCUUCUCAACGCAGUGACCCAACAUGACCCCUGGUUUCAACAAAGGCGAGAUGCGGCAGGUCGUCUUGGUUUGUCUCCACUUCAAAAGUGCACUGCGGCCGUUAGACAACUAGCUUACGGGUGUGCUUCAGACGCUUGUGAUGAGUAUGUCCGUAUAAGUGAGGCAACUUCACGAUUGGCACUCCAAAAGUUUACAGAAGGUGUCAUCAACCUGUUCGGUGAUCAGUACCUACGCCGUCCAAACAUCACAGAUAUGGAAAGAUUGCUACGUAUUGGGGAAGAACGUGGAUUUCCUGGCAUGAUAGGCAGCAUUGAUUGUAUGCACUGGGAGUGGAAGAACUGUCCACACGCAUGGAAGGGGCAGUAUCAAGGAAGAGAAGGAGUUGCAACUCUCGUACUGAAGGCAGUUGCGGACAGAGAUCUAUGGAUAUGGCAUUCGUUCUUUGGGAUGCCAGGUAGCUGCAACGAUAUUAAUGUGCUUCGUCGAUCCCCUGUGUUCGAAGACGUCUUAGAGGGUCGAACACCUCCUGUGAACUUCGUAGUCAAUGGUCAUCAUUAUACGAAUGGGUAUUAUCUUACUGAUGGAAUCUACCCUAGAUGGGCUUCUUUUGUGAAAUCCAUUACGAGUCCACAAACUCGUCAGGAUCGUUUAUUCGCAAAACACCAGGAAGCUGCAAGGAAAGACGUUGAACGCGCAUUUGGGGUCCUUCAAGCUCGUUUUGCCAUUAUUAAAAAGCCGUCUUUGGCGUGGGAUACCGACAUACUCCACAAUAUCAUGCUCGCCUGCAUCAUAAUACAUAAUAUGAUCGUUGAAGAUGAACGAGAGACGUAUCAGAAUAACGUUAAUACCAAUGAGUUUAUGAAUGCUGGAGGCAACGCUAAUGAGGACACUACCGAGUACCGUACUGAUCGUAUUGUGGAUAUCGGCUUAUACUUGUCUCGUAGAACAGAGAUUGAGGAUCAACAGACUCAUUUGCAGCUAAAAAACGACUUGGUCGAACAUAUAUGGAAUAAAUUUGGUAACAACGAAAACUUAGGCAACUAGGUUUACAACAAAUGGUUAUCCCUAAGGACAUCUUACAAAACGAUGUGUAGUUGUUUUUUUUUUU